AUGGAGUCCCCUAACAAGUCUAACAAGAUCAGCGAAGUGGUUCGACUCUGGCGGCUCCUCAAGAAGUGGAGGAACUUUGCAAACUCGUCGAGAACCGCCACAACUGCCGCUGCCAUGAGCCCAAACCGCAGCGGCAUUCACAAGAGCAUCAGCUUCCUCAAAAGAACGAUCUCUUCUCUAUCAUCAGACGACGACAACGACGACAGCAACAAAAUGAAGCACAGCAGCGGCAAUAGCAAUCUUGUCCCAAAAGGCUACCUCGCAGUCAGUAUUGGCGAAGAGCUCGAGAGGUUCAUCAUCCCAAUGCACUACUUGGACCACCCGGCAUUCAGGUUCUUGCUGCGAGAGGCCGAGGAGGAGUUCGGGUUUCAGCAGACGGGCGUCCUGAGAAUCCCGUGCGAUGUUCCGGUGUUCCAAAAUGUUGUGAAGAUGGUGGAGGGGAAGAAGAAGAAGGCGAUAAACGAUGGCGGGUUGGUGGUGAAAGAACAGUGCAGGCUCAGUACAGACGAGACAUGUGGAGGUCUCCUGUUGGACGGCGGUGAGAUGGGUCAUCGUCAUCUUCAUCCCUCCCGCCAUCAUCCAUGGAGCCCUUUAUGCAGAUGAAUUGUCUUGCCCUCUUUGUUCUUGCUUAGGUCUUAUAUGUUUGUCCCAGUUGCUUUUUAAGAGAUAUAAGCUACACUCUAUAUUG
This is a messenger RNA of Eucalyptus grandis, 688 nucleotides long. RefSeq lists its product as hypothetical. Bases 1 to 603 code for a protein of 200 amino acids. The transcript has a single exon. Lineage: Eukaryota; Viridiplantae; Streptophyta; Magnoliopsida; Myrtales; Myrtaceae. Gene Ontology annotation, biological process: response to auxin. The record is from RefSeq and is a predicted model, not a curated record.